CUCUGCUUUUCUCAAUCACCUACGAUACCAUCUUGUUCAUACUUUGUCUGUCCAUACUCACAGUACUCACUGAGCGUCCUUUCUAGCGACCGAUCCCAUACUCCAUUAACGUCUGACAUUUCUUUUUUCCUCUGACCCUCUCAAUUUUAUUCAUUUAUUUAUCCUACUCAUCACAAUGGCUGGCUACUUCUCGAACCACUCGCAAUUCCAGACUCGUUUUGCAAAUGUAGCAUCUAGCACUACCACAACCACAACCACAGCUACAACCACACCCACCAUUACAACAGAGACGCGUCCGCGACCCCCUACAAGCAGGCAUUUCUCCACUUCCGUCUCACACCCGCCACACGAAGACCGUGACCGGGGCGCCGAUGUUCCCGCGCCGCUAUCCGUUCACCCUCUCCGGAAUACGUGGGUUUUUUGGUUCCGACAACAGCGCGCUCCGGGAAAUAAAAUCACUAAUUAUGAGGAAGGCAUCAAAAAAAUCGCUUCUUUCUCCAGUGUUGAAUCUUUCUGGGGACUUCAAACACAUCUCUCACCCCCCUCUGCACUCGUGCCCACUACAGACUACCUCCUGUUCCAUGCUGGUGUUCGCAGGCCUGUGUGGGAAGACCCCCUGAAUCGUACUGGUGGGAAGUGGAUUGUGCGAUUGCGUAAGGGAGUAGCAGACAGGGUGUGGGAGGACCUCGUUAUGGGUGUUGUGGGCGACAUGUUUGAUGAAUGUAGUACACAGGGGGAAGGGGAAGAAGGAGGGUGGCCAGAAAUUUGUGGUUGCACCAUCAGCGUGCGUCAGAGUGAGGAUAUCGUGAGCUUGUGGAACCGCGUCGAUGGGGACGCUAAGGUGCGGGAGAAAAUUCGGGAUACCUUACGUGUUGUGCUCAACCUUCCUCCAUCGACUAUCAUGGAAUAUAAAUCUAAUAACGACUCCAUGCAAGAUAAAUCCUCAUUCCGCAAUUCCGCAAUCGAGAGGAUGCCCACCAUCGCUGCUGCGUCGUGACAGUCUUUUUUGGUGUCAUGGCACGAAUCCUGUUCAUUCUAUCCUGUGUUUUUGGUGUACAUGCAACAUCACACGAACAUAAUACUUUCUUGAUGUCCUGAUUUUCUUAUCAGCAUACAAGGAAAUAAUCGAAUAUGAAACUGUAGCUCGAAUUUUGAAUUGUAGUAGCAGACAGUUGUAGGGUUUUUUGUGGAACCCGACAAGUACUCCAACACAGAUUAUUCAUUGCUCUCAAGCCCAGCGCUAGCUGACUGAGUAGUGGGAGGAUAACUAUAAUAUUUCGGC
Suillus clintonianus is the source of this 1282-nucleotide messenger RNA. RefSeq names its product translation initiation factor eIF 4e-like domain-containing protein. Bases 176 to 997 code for a protein of 273 amino acids. Gene Ontology annotation, molecular function: RNA 7-methylguanosine cap binding; translation initiation factor activity. Gene Ontology annotation, biological process: translational initiation. The record is from RefSeq and is a predicted model, not a curated record. Gene Ontology annotation, cellular component: eukaryotic translation initiation factor 4F complex. Lineage: Eukaryota; Fungi; Basidiomycota; Agaricomycetes; Boletales; Suillaceae. The transcript has 4 exons.